GUAUUCCCUGAAAAAAAAAAACAAAAACGCACCCUUUCAAAGGCUUCUCCUUGUCUCUCUCUCUCCUCAGUUAUCACCGCACUCAAGAAUGGCUUCCUCUGUUCUCCUCUCCAGCUCCCCCUCUCCCUUCCUCCCCUACGGCCGGUGUCACGGCCGCCACGGCCCAACCCCCUCCGCCCGGGCUCCCUCUUCCCUCUGCUCCCCCAAACCCCUGCAAAGCCCCGACCUUUGGAUGAUUUCGCUGACUCCCAACCCUUCGACGUUUCUUCGGUUUGUUGGUAGAAUUCGCACCAGAGGCACGUCGAUUGGAGAGCCAGAGACUAAGGAUGCGGCCUCUGACGAAGCUCCAAUUGGCGAGGAUUCUGCAGUGUUUGAAAUGGGGAAGCAAAAGAUCUCUUCUUGGGUCUACUUCACAGGGAUUCUGGGAGUUGUGCUCUUCGCUCUGAAUGUCUUGUGGAUCGAUCCUUCCACCGGGUUUGGGACGGCUUUCGUUAAUGCCGUUUCGGAGCUUUCGGACAGCCACGAGGUCAUAAUGUCGAUCCUUAUUAUUAUUUUUGCUACUGUUCAUAGUGGUAUGGCAAGUCUUCGUGAUGCUGGUGAGAAACUCAUGGGUGAGAGAGCUUACCGUGUUUUGUUUGCAGGAAUCUCACUCCCUUCAGCAGUUAGUACUAUUGCUUACUUCAUCAAUCACCGAUAUGAUGGUAUUCAGCUAUGGCAAGUCCAGAGUGUCUCUGGAAUCCAUGAGCUUGUGUGGGUUUCAUCCUUCAUCUCCUUCUUCUUUCUCUAUCCAUCCACCUUCAAUCUAUUAGAAGUUGCAGCUGUUGAUAAGCCAAAAAUGCAUCUAUGGGAAACUGGAAUCAUGAGAAUCACCAGACAUCCACAGAUGGUUGGGCAGGUAAUCUGGUGCUUAGCUCACACUCUCUGGAUUGGUAACUCAGUAGCAGUGGCUGCCUCAGUUGGCUUGAUUGCUCACCAUUUGUUUGGUGUUUGGAAUGGCGAUAGAAGGCUGGCGUCACGAUAUGGUCGAGCUUUUGAAGUUUUAAGGAGCAGAACAAGUGUAAUUCCUUUUGCAGCAAUUCUUGAUGGACGUCAAAAGUUGCCCAAAGAUUAUUACAAGGAAUUUAUUCGAUUGCCCUAUUUAACAAUCACAUUCUUGACACUUGGUGCAUACUUUGCACACCCACUAAUGCAAUCAUCCAGCUUUCAACUUCACUGGUAGUAUGUCUUUUGCUGAUAUUGUGUAUAGACUACAUUACUCUAUUCAACAUAUAUGUGAUAUUAAAGCCACUUGGACUUGUUGGUAUGGUAAAAAUGAGCAAAGGUAUGUUCAAAGAAAUACUUAAAUUGGAUCAAGAUCUCUACGAUAAAGAAUUUUGCAGGAGGGUGUUCUUUUCA
Molecule: messenger RNA, 1395 nt
Organism: Phoenix dactylifera (date palm)
Lineage: Eukaryota; Viridiplantae; Streptophyta; Magnoliopsida; Arecales; Arecaceae
Gene: Z-ISO
Product: 15-cis-zeta-carotene isomerase
Biological process (GO): carotene biosynthetic process
Cellular component (GO): chloroplast
Molecular function (GO): 9,15,9'-tri-cis-zeta-carotene isomerase activity
Source: RefSeq, a predicted model, not a curated record